AUGACUAUAAUAGUUUUCCUAAUAGAUACUUCAGCCUCUAUGAACCAAAGAGCUUAUUUGGGCGGACGCCCAACGUUGCUCGAUGUAGCCAAGGGCGCUGUGGAAACGUUCGUAAAGGUUCGUCAACGUUCCCCCGAAAGCCGAGGCGACAGGUAUAUGCUUCUAACUUUCGAAGAACCACCCGCGAACAUCAAGGCUGGGUGGAAAGAGAAUCUUGCUACAUUUAUAAAUGAAUUGAAAAAUUUGCAAUGUCUGGGCCUGACUACAAUGGGUGCAGCAUUGAAGCAUGCUUUUGAUGUUCUAAACAUUAAUCGCAUGCAGACCGGCAUUGACACAUAUGGUCAAGGAAGAUGUCCAUUCUAUCUUGAGCCUUCUGUUAUUGUUGUUAUAACUGAUGGAGGGAAACUUUCAAGUAAUGCUGGCAUUCAGGAAGAGUUUAACUUGCCAAUGAAUUGCCCUAUACCUGGCUCUGAGUUGACACGCGAGCCAUUCAGAUGGGACCAGAGAUUAUUUUCGUUGGUGCUAAGGCUGGCGGGAACACCAGCUGUCGAGAGAGACACGGGCCUUGUGCCUUCCGACUCCUCACCGAUCGACGCAAUGUGUGAAGUUACUGGCGGUCGUUCGUACUGUAUCACUUCACAUCGCAUGCUGAUGCAGUGUAUCGACAGUUUGGUUCAAAAAGUGCAAAGUGGAGUAGUUAUCAACUUCGAGAAGAUUGGCCCCGAUCCACCGCCCAUUGACGGGGCUAACAUUAGAGAGGGCGAACAAGAUGAUGCGAACCACGAGGGGGACAAGGAAAUGGAAGGCGACGGCGAAAGGAAUGGACGUUGGAACAGCGGCCAGUAUCAAACGCAGAGCGGAGCUCCUCAAGCUUGGCACUCAUGUCGGCGACUUAUCUACGUGCCACGGACAGUGGCGCAAAAAGGAUUUGCCGUCGGUUUCUGGCCUAUUCCGGAGUCAUUCCGAUCCGACCCUAAUGCACAAACAUUGCCUCCUCGUUCGGCGCAUCCAGUUGUGAAGUUCACCUGUUCCAGCCAAGAGCCAAUGGUUAUUGACAACCUACCAUUCGAUAAGUACGAGUUGGAGCCCAGCCCACUGACACAGUUUAUACUAGCUAGGAAACAACCAACGAUCUGCUGGCAGGUGUUUGUAGCCAAUAGUGGUUGCAAAAACUCCGAGAUAAACCAUCCAUUUGGUUACCUGAAGGCGUCUACCAACUUGACGUGUGUCAACUUGUUCGUGUUACCAUACAACUAUCCAAUGUUACUGCCACUACUAGACGACCUGUUCAAAGUGCAUCGAUGCAAGCCCACUCCUGAGUGGAAGCUUGCUUUUCAGCAUUAUCUUGAUAGAAUGCCCACUUACUACAUAGUGCCGCUACGAAGAGCCCUAACAAAGAUGGGAGCACCUGCACAACUCUUGCAGAGUUUGAUGCCCGACUCACAAGACAACUCUCUCAGUUUCUCUGUAUUGAACUAUUUGAAAAGACUGAAAAAUCAAGCUAAAGUUGAAUUCGAGAAACUCUGUGCUGACGUCAUUAAUAAAUCAUCUAGCAACAAUACGCAAAAGGUAGCAGAAAGCGUAAGAGUGAUGUCAAGGUCACCGCUACGAAAGGACCUGACGACACAUCCAUGUUUGCAAGACAAAUUCUCAGCUCUUCGGGAUCAGUUAAACGAAUUCGGCGGCUUCGUCGUGGGACUGUCUCGAGGCAGGCAUAAGACACAAGCGCACACUUAUAGAAAUCCAUUCGAUAUACAGAGGAGAGAUUUGUUAGAUCAAGUGGUGAGGAUGCGAGCAAACUUCCUCCAACCAUCUCUAGCUCACACUCGUCUAGUCGACGAGGACAGUGUCCACUCGAUGCCGGUGGCCCAGAUGGGUAACUACCAGGAGUAUCUGAAGCGUAUGACGCCGCAGCUACGGGAGAUCGAGUCGCAACCUGUGCGACAACACAUGUUCGGCAACCCCUUCAAGAUAGACAAGCGCAUGAUGGUGGACGAGGCGGACUUGGACCCGGUGGGCGCGGUGCGCGGCGGCGGCGGCGGCGCGGGCGGCAAGCGAGGCGCGGAGGGCCCGCGCGCCGCGCCGCCCAAGCGCAAGGCGGGCCCGCUGCCGCACCACGUGGUGGCGCGCCGCCCCUCCGAGCCAACAACCCCACCCCCCUCACCACCGCCCGCACCAUCCCCUACGCCCCCCAAACCCCCUGUGGCACCCCUCUCCCCUGUCACCACGAGAAGACCCGCGUCUCCAUUGGCGCCCGUUCCCUCUGAUCUACCUUCUGGACGGCCUCCUGAGGAGCCUCCGAAUAUGGAUACGGGUGGUCCUGCAACAGGUCCCGCGUCACCGCCUGCAUCACCACCAGUUGUCGCCGCACCGCCCAACUUACCACCUGUUGUGAAACCGUUCCUCAAUGGAGACGCAUACACGACGAUGGGUACAAAGAUGCCGCGGUCUCCGUCGCCCCCGCCGCCGGAGCCGACGCCUCCCCCCGUGGUACCGAUGGUGCCGGUCGUAUUGCACGACUCCCAAGAACUGCAGAUCAAUGCUAUCUUGCAAGGGGUAGCUGCCGAGAACAACUCCAAUGCCCGGUCUAGAAAGAGGAAACGAAAGAACGAUAAAAUACAGUUGACGAUGCCGCCUCAGUUGACGCGCAAAGAGCUCGCUGACAUAAAGAAGCACAACUUAGAUGUACGGACGGAAGUCUUUCGCGCGGUCCGACGACCUGGCAAAGAUUAUUCAAAGCUGUUUGAACAUUUAAAACAAUUACAAGGUGGUGUGGAUGUGAAAAAGGAAGUGAUACGCGAGGUCAUAAAUGAAUCUCUAAGGUUCAAGCGUAAGGCUCUCGCCAAACUUUUGGAAGACUUUUUAGUGGGAUUAGAGAAAAACGGAAGCAGUGCCUCUAUUAGUAUGAAGAGAGUGAACAACUCAGUGCUGUACAGUAAUGCCAAUAACCACAGCUAG
Molecule: messenger RNA, 2958 nt
Organism: Spodoptera littoralis (African cotton leafworm)
Lineage: Eukaryota; Metazoa; Arthropoda; Insecta; Lepidoptera; Noctuidae
Source: the annotation of a GenBank genome assembly